UCACGACAGCGUUUAAGUACUUUAGUAGCUUCCCCCAUGUAUCGCGGGUCCUGUGGACGCUACGUGCGUAGUGACAGACGUAGCACAGGAACUAGUAUCCCAGUGAAAGCCUGCUUCACAGAACCGUCAACUGUCCAAAAUGGUGUUAGAGACGAUUUCGAGGGUAAUAAAAGUGCAGCUGCCGGCGUACCUGAAGAAACUCCCUCUCCCGGAGACAAUCGGCGGAUUUGCGAGUUUAACAGUGUCCGAAUGGCUGCGGCUGCUCCCUCUACUGGGCAUCUUGGCUCUGCUGGGCUACCUGACCAUACGACCCUUCUUCCCCAAGAAGAAGAAGCAGAGAGACAGCCUGAUCAACCUCAAGAUUCAGAAGGAGAACCCCAAAGUGGUCAAUGAGAUAGACAUCGAGGACCUGAACAGCGCAAAUGUUUGCUACUGUCGCUGUUGGCGCUCCAAAACGUUUCCUGUUUGUGACAAGUCUCACUUAAAGCACAACGAGCUGACCGGAGACAACGUGGGGCCGCUCAUACUCAAGAAGAAGAUCCUAUAAUCUCCCUCUAGUCUUGCCAUUUAUUGACACUCCCUAGACUUCUUGCCCAUGCUGGUGAGAAAUGUGCCUUAUUGUGUACCCUUCCUUUAGUUCUAAUGUGUACAGUAUCUCGCAAAAGUGAGUCCGCCCAAUCACAUUUAAAAAAAACGGUAUAAAAAAGUGGGACCAUUUUUUUUUUAAUUUUAUCUGGGAAUUUUUUUUAUUGGAGAUUUGCAUUGUCAUGCUUUUUAUUUAAGAAAAUAUAUUGCACACAAAUGCUAAGCAGUUUUAUGUUUUGCAUUUCGUUCCCUUGCUGUACAAAAACUAACCGAACGGUCGCCUUAAUUCAGAGUCCCUGCCGUUACAUCCCUAAUUUUUAAACAAACAUCUCAUUUAUAACAAUAGAUAUGUCCAAAAAUGUCGCUGGUACUUCUAGUUAUAAGCACAAUUUUAAUACUGAACAUCCUUUGCUGUCAACUGGGGGCGGUAUAGCUCGGUUGGUAGAGUGGCCGUGCCAGCAACUUGAGGGUUCCAGGUUCGAUCCCCGCUUCCGCCUUCCUAGUCACUGCCGUUGUGUCCUUGGGCAAGACACUUUACCCACCUGCUCCCAGUGUCACCCACACUGGUUUAAAUGUAACUUAGAUAUUGGGUUUCACUAUGUAAAGCGCUUUGAGUCACUUGAGAAAAAGCGCUAUAUAAAUGUAAUUCACUUCACAACUGUGUUGUUGUUUUUAAACAGCUACUUUAAGGUCCAAUAAUAUGUUUUUAUGACCUUGCCUUUACAGUACACACCAACACAACAGAUUAGAAAUACACCAAACAAUUAAAAAAAAAACUGGAUUUAAGUGUUGACUUUCUACUUUAAGAGCCUUGACAUUUAUGAUUUAAGAAUUAAAGUGUGUGAGUGUGAAAAUAUAACAAUUGUAACACUUGGAUGACAAUUAAAGGCCUACUGAAAUGAAUUUUUUUAAUUUAAACGGGGAUAGCAGAAGAUUUGUGGAUGAGGAACGUGAGAGUGAAGGACUAGAGUGCAGUGCAGGACGCAUCUUUUUUCGCUCUGACCGUAACUUAGGUACAAGCUGGCUCAUUGGAUUCUACCCUCUCUCCUUUUUCUAUUGUGGAUCACGGAUUUGUAUUUUAAACCACCUCGGAUACUAUAUCCUCUUGAAAAUGAGAGUCAAGAACGCGAAAUGGACAUUCACAGUGACUUUUAUCUCCACGACAAUACAUCGGCGAAGCACUUUAGCUACGGAGCUAACGUGAUAGCAUUGGGCUUAACUGCAGAUAGAAACUUAAGAAAUAAACCCCUGACUGGAAGGAUAGACAGAAAAUCAACAAUACUAUUAAACCAUGGACAUGUAACUACAUGGUUAAUGCUUUCCAGCCUGACGAAGCUGAACAGUGCUGUUGCUAAUGACGCCAUUGAAGCUAACUUAGCAACGGGACCUCACAGAGCUAUGCUAAAAACAUUAGCUAUCCACCUACGCCAGCCAGCCCUCAUCUGCUCAUCAACACCCGUGCUCACCUGCGUUCCAGCGAUCGACGGAGCGAAGAAGAACUUCACCCGAUCAUCAAUGCGGUCGGCGGCUAGCGUCGGAUAGCGCGUCUGCUAUCCAAGUCAAAGUCCUCCUAGUUGUGUUGCUGCAGCCAGCCGCUAAUACACCGAUCCCACCUAAAGCUUUCUUCUUUGCAGUCUCCAUUGUUCAUUAAACAAAUUGCAAAAGAUUCACCAACACAGAUGUCCAGAAUACUGUGGAAUUUUGCGAUGAAAACCAAGCUUUUUGUAUUGGAUACAAUGUGUCCGAAUACUUCCGUUUCAACGAUUGACGUCACGCGCAUACGUCAUCAUACGUAGACGUUUUCAACCGGAAGUUUAGCGGGAAAUUUAAAAUUGCACUUUAUAAGUAAACCCGGCCGUAUUGGCAUGUGUUGCAAUGUUAAGAUUUCAUCAUUGAUAUAUAAACUAUCAGACUGCGUGGUCGGUAGUAGUGGCUUUCAGUAGGCCUUUAAAUGAAGCCUGUGGACAUCAUUAAAAUAGAGCAGAGGUUCUCAAACUUUUUGUCCCAGUACCACCGUAAUGACCCACAUUAAAGCACAAGAGUGUAGUAGGCAUAAGUAUUCAUUAAAAACAAGGCAGAGUAUUUUUAAUAUAUAACACAGAACAGUAACACUGUGUUUGAACUCUGGUUGUCCCGAUACCAAAAUGUAUUUAGAUACUUUUCGAUACUUUUCUAAAUAAAGGGGACCACAAAAAAUUGAAUUAUAGGCUUUAUUUUAACAAAAAAUCUUAGGGUACCUUAAACAUAUAAACUAUUUUCUCCAGCAAUGUCUUGACUUGACGUGUCGUCAUGCCCGUUAAAAAAAUAAAUUGGGGAAGCGGUACUUCUCAAACUGAGUAUAGUACCAUUUUUGAUUCAUUUGUACUGCGAUACUAUACUAGUACUGGUAUACCAUACCGUACAAAUAUGAAGACAUUACAAUGAAACACUGUACUUGAAUCAGUGAGUCUUUGGCGUCUCACUAGAUGGCACCACAGUUUGAGGAAGACUGAAUUAGUAUGAAACAAGAUGAAUUAUGUUCACAGCUAUGUCAGUUCAAUCACUGAAAAUAAAAUGGCUUUUAUCGAAAUGUAUCGGGAGUAUCUAUUUAAAGGUAAAUGCCAUAAUUUUCCAAAAACAUGCACCUGGGGAUAGGUUGAUUGGCAACACUAAAUGGUCCCUAGUGUGUGAAUGUGAGUGUGAAUGUUGUCUGUCUAUCUGUGUUGGCCCUGUGAUGAGGUGGCGACUUGUCCAGGGUGGACCCUGCCUUCCGCCCGAAUGCA
Messenger RNA from Entelurus aequoreus (snake pipefish), 3347 nucleotides. RefSeq names its product CDGSH iron sulfur domain 2 (gene cisd2). The coding region runs from base 140 to 547 and encodes 135 amino acids. Gene Ontology annotation, biological process: autophagy of mitochondrion; regulation of autophagy. The record is from RefSeq and is a predicted model, not a curated record. Gene Ontology annotation, molecular function: 2 iron, 2 sulfur cluster binding. Gene Ontology annotation, cellular component: mitochondrial outer membrane; intracellular membrane-bounded organelle. Lineage: Eukaryota; Metazoa; Chordata; Actinopteri; Syngnathiformes; Syngnathidae. The transcript is spliced from 3 exons.